Messenger RNA from Porites lobata, 417 nucleotides. The record is from the annotation of a GenBank genome assembly. Lineage: Eukaryota; Metazoa; Cnidaria; Anthozoa; Scleractinia; Poritidae.
AUGAGAGAACAGUUACAAAGCCCCGACUUUCGCAAUGUUUGCUUUCCUUGUUCGCACUUUCCGGGUUUAGUACAGGUUAUAGAGGAGCGGGAUUGGAACAUUGAGUCACCGUGUUCUAGUAACAGAAGCUCGGCGACUUCAACCACUUCGAGUGUUAGUACUUCUUGUAGAACGGAACAUACAAGCCCGAACGAAAUAGAGAGAAAUUCAGUCAUGGAGUCUGUGGAGCCAAGUGUUCUGACUGUUGGAGCUACUGCGCAGCUGAGAAGAAGAAACAGUUCAGUUUCGAGAGGAAAACCAAGACUUAAAAGCAUGCAAAUUAUGACCACACCGAAUAACGACAGUCUAGAACGGUCAGAGACAUUUGUAGCGCAAGAUGGUGUCUUAACUACAAACUUUUGCUCUACAGAAUUAUGA